AUGGCGGAUCCUUUCGAGGUCCGCAUGCGCUUCAGCUCGCAACUGCAGCAUCUCAACGCAUCUGUUGCUUCGGCGCAGAAGGCGGCCCAGUAUGCGCUCAAAUAUAAGGACAUGGAUGAGGAUCUGCACUCAUGUAUCCUGGAGCAAGUAGAGCGGAAUAACAUGAAUACACGUGCCAAUAUCAUGUAUUUUAUUGAGCACUUCCUCGACUUGGCUCAGCGUGACGGCCACUCGGAUUACAUCCGCAUGAUGCAGCGUGAUAUCAUAAGAGUUGUCGAUGCUGUGGCUCCUGACGAUGGCUCUGGGGCGGCCAAUGUCAAAGUUGUCCGCAAGGUUUUGAUUGGCCUUCAAAACAAGGGCUUUCUGGAGAACCAAGUGGUAACGCAAAUUGAGGACGUCAUCAAGGAACGCGGUACCAAUGAUGACGAUUUGGGCCUUGCAUCUCCCACCAGCGACGUUGACAUGACAGACGCCCCGGCCUCCGAGUCAAAAUCUCGGCGGCGACCCGCGACCCAUGGCCUGGAUAAGCGUCAAGUAGAGCAGCGGAUUGAAGAGGAUCGAGAGCGACACAAGCGCGAGCGAGAGAGGAUCUGGGCUGUCCCCAAGGGAGAGGAUGCCGAGAUGAACAAGCUGUGGGAGGAGACGAGCGACUUUGGCGACGACGACGACCGCCUGUUGACUGAAGAAGGCGACGACUUCACCAAGGAGAUGGAGAUACAGCAGUGCCAUCACCAACCACCGGCGAAUCGCAACGGUCAUUGAUUUUUCUCCUGUUCUUUAACCAUGGCAUUGGGCGGCGUUGUGUGUUUCAGUGUACCACAUUGAGGUUAUCAAAUUGUAUAUGCAUGGAAUUGAGAUACCCCAGAGAAUUUCUAUACUAUUCAUGGUCCUGGGAAAAAUACAUUUGCAAUUGGGAAACAGGACUCCACAAACACCGAGAAUGGUUGGCCCAUAUCAUGCAAAGGGAAAAUAGAAAAAAGAAUUCUCUUCUUUGAUAUAUAAUACACAAUAUUUUGUUGU
Trichoderma virens Gv29-8 is the source of this 1020-nucleotide messenger RNA. RefSeq lists its product as uncharacterized. NCBI's taxonomy places the organism in Eukaryota, Fungi, Ascomycota, Sordariomycetes, Hypocreales, Hypocreaceae. Gene Ontology annotation, cellular component: CTDK-1 complex. The coding region runs from base 1 to 762 and encodes 253 amino acids. The transcript is spliced from 3 exons. The record is from RefSeq and is a predicted model, not a curated record. Gene Ontology annotation, biological process: positive regulation of DNA-templated transcription, elongation; positive regulation of transcription by RNA polymerase I.